AUGCUUUCGCGUUAUAUCCUUCCGGCCGCCGCCAUCUUCGGUCUUGUGGCCGCUCAAACCACAUCCGACUGUAACCCGCUCAACGAGACCGACUGCAAGCCCAACCCAGCUUUCGGCACAAGCUAUCUCUGGAACUUCAACAGCACACCCACAAGCGACCACUGGGAUAAUCAUGUCGGUCGCGUCAUCUACGACGAGGAGAAUGGUGCCACCUUCACAGUCGCCAAGCAGGGCGACUCGCCCACUCUCCGCACCGCCUUCUACUUUUUCUUCGGCCGCACUGAGCUCAUCAUGAAGGCUGCUCCUGGAAUAGGCAUCAUUAGCUCCAUGAUGUGGCUGAGCGACGAUCUCGACGAGGUCGACUGGGAGAUUCUGGGAGCCAACGACACCCACGCCUCGACAAACUACUACGGAAAGGGUGUUGAGGACUUCACCAAGGCAGGAUGGCACUUUGUUAAGGACGGCAUGCAGGAGGAUUACCACAACUACACAACAACCUGGACAACGGAGGAGCUCAACUGGUAUAUCGACGGAGAGAACGUGCGAAAGGUUAUUGCUAAGGACGACAUGGAGAGCUACCCUCAGACACCCAUGAGACUCAGCCUUGGAAUCUGGGCCGCCGGUGACCCUACAAUGCCAGAAGGCACUCGGGCCUGGGCGGGUGGUGAUACCGACUACAGCAAGGGUCCUUACACCAUGCACGUCAAGAGUGUGUAUGUCGAAGACGCCAGCAGCGGAAAGGAGUACGUCUACGGCGACAAGUCAGGCAGCUGGGAGAGCAUCGAUAUCGUCAAGGGUAACUCAACCGCCUACGAAGCCAUCUACGCGGAGCCCGAGAAGACCACCGGCGAGAAGUGGCAGGCUCUCCCCGCCGGCACAAAGACUGGCAUCUACGCAGGCGGCAUCGGCGCCGCAGCCCUCGGCCUCGGAGCCCUAGGAUUCUACUUCUGGCGCCAGCGCGCCGCCGGUGCCAGCGAGGCCAAGCAGGCCGCCGCCGAGAACGCCGACCUCAUGUCCUACCGCGCGGGUGAGGACACGACGAACCAGGGCUUCGAGUACAGCGCUGCCAAGUGGUCCAAGGUUCCGAGUCAAGCGUCUUAG
Molecule: messenger RNA, 1101 nt
Organism: Fusarium sp. VM40
Lineage: Eukaryota; Fungi; Ascomycota; Sordariomycetes; Hypocreales; Nectriaceae
Source: the annotation of a GenBank genome assembly